This is a messenger RNA of Fusarium subglutinans, 1470 nucleotides long. Its product is annotated as non-ribosomal peptide synthetase. The coding region runs from base 1 to 1470 and encodes 489 amino acids. Lineage: Eukaryota; Fungi; Ascomycota; Sordariomycetes; Hypocreales; Nectriaceae. The transcript has 2 exons. The record is from RefSeq and is a predicted model, not a curated record.
AUGUCUCCUCAACUUGAGACAGUUCCUUCUCUUACUGAAUCAACAUAUGACCUUUCCUUACAGAGAGUAUCGCACUAUGAAACGAAUACCCAAGAGUCUCUAGGCGGGAAAAUCGAGAAUGUGUCGGUUGCUCUACCUCCAGUUACGCUGCCAGAUCAAAAGGGCUCUGAAAUGACACGCGAACUCCGGUACAAACAUGCUUCGACUUACAGAAAGAUCUUCGCGUUCAUUUUCAUCUCCAACUUGGCGGUGUUAAUUGCCCUUCUUGUUACCUCCACAUGGGCCAUCCUGUCAAGAGAUGCCGCCAGUGCAGCUUCCGCAAACCUCAUGGUAUGCAUCCUGUUUCGACAAGAAGAAUUUGUGAAUCUUUGCUACGAAAUCGUCGUGCUGGCUCCUCAUUCGUGGCCGCUCUCGAUUCGAAAACGCCUGGCCAAAGUCUUCCACUACGGUGGUGUCCAUAGUGGCGCUGGAGUUGCUGCUACUGUAUGGUAUAUGGCCUAUACGAUCCUGGCCACUCAAGAAUGGGCUGCAGACAGGAAAAAAUACAGACUUGUCAACAUGAUCACCAGUUGGAUCGUGGUUGCCAUGUUCCUCGUCAUUCUCAUCGCAGCUUAUCCCAGCAUUCGAAGAAAGUUCCACGACCACUUCGAGGCUUUCCAUCGAUUCGCUGGUUGGGUAUCCUUGCUCGCCUUCUGGGUACACAACAUUGUGUCGGCUUGUGUUACAGCACACGAGUGGAACAAGUCCAUAGCCUAUGCCCUUGUGCGAUCUCCCAACUUCUGGUGUAUAUGUGUUACGACCUCAUGCACGAUCGCAUCCUGGUCCCGAUUACGCCGCCGAGUUGUAUACCCCGAGAAGUUGAGCGACCAUGCGACUCGACUUCACUUCAAGUAUCGGGGAAUGAAACCAUUCUAUGGUCUAAAAAUCAGCGAUAAGCCCAUGACAGAAUGGCAUGCAUUUGCUACUAUUCCAGAUAUCGAGCCAGAGUCUGGCAAAGUCGAAGGCUUCAGUGUUGUUGUUUCUAAUGCUGGAGACUUUACAAAGAAGCAGAUCAUGAAUGACAGCGAGCGAAAGCUCUGGGUUCGCGGGGCGCCUCUUCAUGGGCUUCUCUAUACAUCAAAGCUCUUUCGUCGAAUCGUCAUUGUUGCUACUGGAUCUGGUAUCGGGCCUUGCCUUUCUCUUCUCCACGCCGACGAGACCCCUCGCCGUGUCCUUUGGUCUACUCGCGAUCCUGAGAAGACAUACGGACCAACUGUGGUCGGUGCAGUCCAACGAGCUGAUCCAAACGCAGUUAUCUGGAAUACCACUGAGCGAGGUUACCCGGAUAUUGUCCGUGAGACUUACCAACUUGUGGUGGAGUCUGAUGCAGAAGCCGUUUAUAUCAUCUCGAACCCCAAAGUUACGGAGAAGGUUGUCUUUGGUAUGCAAACACGGGGUGUCCCAGCAUAUGGAGCUAUCUUUGACUCUUAG